Messenger RNA from Closterium sp. NIES-67, 2991 nucleotides. The record is from the annotation of a GenBank genome assembly. Lineage: Eukaryota; Viridiplantae; Streptophyta; Zygnematophyceae; Desmidiales; Closteriaceae.
UAGUGUGGCUGGUAAAAAUGGCUGCUCGGCAUUGGUCGGCGCGACGAGAAAACUAGCAAUGCAAGCUCGGCUUUCUGGCCCGAUUGGGUGGCCUUGGUAUGGUAACUUCCUCUUAUCACCACCCGCCCUGAAAUCUUUGGAAGCUCCUUCUCAGCAAUCCCAUCUGGAAGCUCCUAGCUCCUCGCUUACUGUCUCAGAGAUUCCUCAGAAAUCCCUGACCGCUCAGCUCCCCUAGGCAUCCUGGACACAGCAGGAAGAGCCACGCUACGUUCCCAGCUGGGCUCCUCCAUGCUCGAAUCCUCUCGCUCCCUUCGCACGAGCAGUCGAAACGAAGCGCCCACAGCAGCCUCCAGGAUGAAGCCCCGCAUUCCCGCAUUCGGGGACUGGGUGCUAGACGAUAACGAUAACGAUGACGAUGACGGCGCGUGCAGCCGUCGACUGAAAUACACGCAGGAAUUCGCCCUCCUCCGCCAGAAGCCCCGCCGCCCUCCCUCUCCCCACUCCCUCCUCCUCGAACUCUCUAUACCCCCUCCGCUCUCCCCCAUUUCCCCGAGUACUUCCGCCGGCUCCGCCCCUUCCGCCGCUUCCGCCGCUUCCUCGGAGACAGGCUCUCGGCAUUCCCGAGGUGCAAGCAGCGGCCGUAGCAGCAUCGGUGGAGGCGAAACGAGCCGGUCUGCGAGCAGCAGGGAGGGGAGCGCGAGCCAUGAUGACGUGGACCUCGCAUUGGCGUCCACGUCAGCCCUGUCCCCCAUGUCCCCAGCGGCCGACACGUGUCUGUUCCCGCAAUGGGCGCCGAUUCUUCCGCCGCGCCGAAUCAGCAGCCAGGGGCGCAAAGGGGGCAUUCUGAGCGGCGGCAAGGGCGCCAGCAGGGGCAGCAGCGGCAGCAGCUACAACAGCCGCAGCAGCCGCAGCAGCAGCAGCGGUGGCAGUAGCGGCGGCAGCAGUGCGAAGUCAGGGCUCGACUCAUCUCGUGUCGACGACGGCAUGCCCCCGCCGUUGCUCCCACUCUCCGCCAGCUCCUCGUGCCAAGCAUCCGACUCCGACUCCUGCGACGCUUUCGUCGCCACCGCCUCUUGCGACAGCUUCUGCUCGACAAAAUGCGACGACUCUCCUCGUCCACACGUUGAAUGCGACUCACCGCCCCUACCUCCGGGGGACGACUCGCCUCCUCCCUAUCCCCCGCCUCGGUUUUCCUUCUCCUUUCACUCGCCCGUGGCGGUGUCCCCGCCAGGCGCAACGAGCGGCGGAGCCUCCCCCGCCGAGGCGGCGGAGCAGGUCCGCCAGCGGCUGCGCAACUCGCGCAACCUCCGCAUUUCCGUCUCGCGCCAGCUCAUGGACAGCAGCAACAGCGCGCCCUCCUCCCCCGUGCGCGCAUCCGGCGCAUUCGGCUCCCCCUUCGGCUCCCCAACCGCACUCCCCCAUGAAGGCUCGUCCGCAACCCCGGGGCGGAGGGGAUCGCGCGCGCAAAACGCGGCGGGAGCGGCGGCGGCGGCGGCGGCGGACAGAUGUUGGGAUGACUCGUCGUUGUUAGCGCUUUUGGAGCACAGCCGGCUGUGCCGCCAGGAGGUGGUGCAGCUGCUCGGCCUCUGCCAGCCCGGCGUCGCCCCGCUUGCGCCGCUAGCGCCACCUGCGCCAGUCGCGCCACCUGGGCCAGUUGCGCCAGUCGCCCCAGUUGCGCCAGUUGCGCGUCCAACCGGGACGGAAGGGCAGGCGGAAGUCCCUGUGGGGGGGGCUGCAGCGGAUGGGGGAGCGGAAGCGAGGUUGAAGGCCAGCAGAGCGUGCGCUGGGCAGCGGGCUGGCUCUCAUCCUGGCAGCACAGCGGAACGUGGCACUGAUGCCGGGAGCAGGGAGAAGCCGCUGGCUGGCAGUUGUGGCUCUGAUGCUGACGGAUCGGCGAAGGGUGAGGCUGGGCAACAGGGAACGGAUGGAAGGGCAGGUGGGGAAGGAAUGGGCGGAGGCAUGGGCGGAGGCAUGGGCGGAGGCAUAGGCGGAGGCAUGGGCGGAGGCAUGGGCGGAGGAAUGGGCGGAGGAAUGGGUGGAGCAGCCUCGUCUGCUCCUUGCAGCGCUCCUCCCUCGUCCUCGCCCUCGCAGUCACGGGGCAGGGCAGGCCCCCCCACCAUGUCAUCCGCGUUAAAGUACGAUGCGGGGUCGGAGGGCAAGGGGUUCAGCAUGAUGUUUGCAGAGAUGCGGCAGAGGCGGCAGCAGGAAAAGGCCGGUGCUGAAUCCACUGGUGCUGCUGCUGCUGCUGGAAUUGAGAGCAUGGCCAUAGAAGGUAGUUUCCAGGGUGCAACUGCUGCAGUACUACCAGCACCAGUAGCGCCUGCUCAUGGAAACACCGGUGCCGACAGCAGCAGCAGCCCCAGAGGCAAGGCUUCUCGUGGCCCCAGCAAGGGUCUACAGUGGAUCGGUGUCCGCGCGGACGAUAUGGAUUUUAUCCUCAAGGAGCUGGCAGAGGCCGCCAUGGGCGGGGGGGAGGAGGUGGCUGGGUUUGACGAGUUCGAGGGGGAGGAGAACAAGACGGAUGACACUGAGGAUGAUGUGGGGGGGUUAUCGGAGAGUGACAGUGGCAGUGAUGAGACUAGUGAGUGUGACUGUAGUGAAGCAGAGAGGAGGGACAAUCAGCUGAUUGCAGUGCUGAGGAAGGCACAGGGCAAGCAGGGCAAGGACUGUGUGAGUGGCAUGGCCGAAGGAGGUGGCCGGCACCAUCGUGCUGGGAUGAUGCAAGGGGAGAAGGGCAGGCGCCAGGUGCAUUGGCUGCGACGAACUCAACGCAGGACAGAGGUGGUUCUUCAAAAGCUGCGACACCUAGUUCUAGGGAGACCAUCUGAGGAUCAAAGUAUGGCGCACCGUUGUUGUGCUAAGCCUUGAAUUCCAAUAUUGCAUCAGGAAUAAAAUGGCAUGUAAAAUGCCAGACGUUGCUGUGCAAUGGCAUGUUGAAGAUAGGAAAUUGUACUAUCUAUGCUUUAUGUGAUAUGUGGAAAUUUGAGGCAA